AUUGACCUCCAGCGAUGGUUCGAUGCAUCACAUCUUCACUUUUUCUCCCCGUCUUCGUGGUCGAUGCCGUCCCAAUUUCCCGUGGGCUGGUGACCCCGACCUCGCCUGUACCCGCACCUGGUUGGUGUUCAAUAUUCUCAAUCGAUGGCCAGGGUUUGUACACGCACAAGAUAUCAGUUCUCCAUCCUGGAGUACGAGAGUGGCUCUCCGAGGGCUGUCAAGGAGACGCUCUGAUGCAGGCUCGCGGAGUGUCGAUCCUAGGUCCGUGGGAUGGCUGUGCUAUACACAGUAAUGAAGCCGACGCCUGGCGGUACGGGGUCCAGAAAUUAUCCAGAGGUGAAAGACCAGGAGCGCUUCCUCUCCACCACCUCUUUCCUUUCACCAUAUUUCCCGGUCUUUCGCCAUUGAGUGGCGUCCGAAGCUUACGAGAAAUACCCGAUGAUGGCCGACCACCGCCUCCAAUUACGCGCUGCCGCAGGUUGGCAGCUAGAUCUGCAGACGUUGAUGCAGUCAGAAGAUGCGUCGAGAAGCUUGGUUGCCGCGCUUGCGUUCCUCGUAUGGGAUAUCUUAAUUACACUGGAUGACGAGGCCGUGCACAUAUGGAUGACGGAAUUUCAACCCUUGAAGAUCCUAUAUAUAUUCACGCGUUAUUACUCUGCCCUAGCAUUAAUUAUAGUGAACACUCAAACACUAUCAUGUAAAGGAUGGGUCAUCAUUGAGGGUACAUCAGCAGUGUUGCUGGAGAUCGCGGUCGAGACCAUCUUAAUCUUACGAAUAUACGCAAUGUACACCGCAAACAGACGCCUCUUAUACGCCCUGAUAUUCGGGCUCGUCGUGCAGGUGACCAUCAUGGUGGCAGCUCUUGGUGCGAGCCUCCCCCAGCUCAAGGACUCGCCGCAAUGCGCAGAGUUGGUCUUCCCCACCGGUAUAAUAGCCUACAGCAUUGCCUGCAUCACCUUUGAAAGCCUACUCCUUGGCCUCACACUAAACAAAUACUUUACCGCCAUCUCUGAGGGCUGGGGGGGUGUAAUGCUCCUAAACAUCCUUGUGCGUGACGGCGUCUGGGCGUUUGCCCUGCUCUUCAUCGCAAACGUGGCGAACACCCUCUUUUUCACGAUAGCCCCCGCGACGCUGGCGGCACUCGGCUUCCCCUGGCUUCUCGUGAUUCUCGGCGCGCUAGGCCCGCGCCUCAUCCUCAACAUCCGACGCGAACACAGUCGCACGCUAUCAUCCUCGUCGUUCGAUGACGCUGACAUGCAGCUCCCGAUGGCGGCGUACGUAGCCGCUAACACGGAUGACACUGGCGACUGGAGCUCUGACUCGCAUGCGCACGCGUCGCGGUCGUCGUUUGCCUCGUGGCAGUCGGUACUUUUGUGGAGGCGCGUAGAUGUGCCUUAGCGGGCCAAGAGUGUAGCUGCGGGCCAGCGCGAGGAGCUGUACUCACGACAUUAUGA
Messenger RNA from Phanerochaete carnosa HHB-10118-sp, 1454 nucleotides. RefSeq lists its product as uncharacterized. NCBI's taxonomy places the organism in Eukaryota, Fungi, Basidiomycota, Agaricomycetes, Polyporales, Phanerochaetaceae. The coding region runs from base 439 to 1398 and encodes 319 amino acids. The record is from RefSeq and is a predicted model, not a curated record. The transcript is spliced from 9 exons.